GGUGCCUGUUUUGACGUUUGCUCCCUGUCAACCUGAGAGGCACAGAAGUGAAGCUAGGACACGGACUAAUAAUACGGUCAAGCACAGUAUUUUUCGUCAUGGCAUUGAGAAGUGCUGCAUGCCGUCUGCUGGUCAACCCUCAGAGAUGUGCCAUCAUCUCAGCCUCCAGAGCACAGGGAACUGCAGCACCUGCUAGACUUGAUGCAGAGAAGACUGAGCAGAAGUCCAAAGCACCCAAGGUCCAGUUCAACUGGCGUGAUGCCCUGGAAUUGGAGGGUCAGCUGACUGAGGAAGAGGUCAUGAUCAGAGACUCCUUCCGGACCUACUGCCAGGAGAAACUCAUGCCCCGCAUUCUGAUGGCAAACAGAAAUGAAGUGUUCCACAGAGAGAUUGUGUCAGAGAUGGGUGAGCUGGGUGUCUUGGGCCCAACCAUCAAAGGUUAUGGCUGUGCUGGGACAAGCUAUGUGGCCUAUGGCUUGAUUGCAAGAGAAGUAGAGAGAGUGGACAGUGGCUACCGAUCUGUCAUGAGUGUGCAGUCCUCACUGGUCAUGCACCCCAUCAAUGCAUACGGCACAGAGGAGCAGAAACAGAAAUACCUUCCCAGGCUGGCUCGUGGGGAGAUUCUGGGCUGCUUUGGCUUGACGGAGCCGAACCACGGUAGUGACCCCGGCGGCAUGGAAACAAGAGCCAAGUACAAUCCAUCCAGUCGCACCUACACUCUCACUGGCUCAAAGACCUGGAUUACCAAUUCUCCAGUAGCGGAUAUUGCUGUAGUCUGGGCCAAAUGUGAGGAUGGGAAAGUUCGUGGCUUCAUCCUGGAGCGUGGCAUGAAGGGUCUCUCCACACCUAAGAUUGAGGGAAAGUUCUCCCUGAGGGCGUCUGCCACUGGUAUGAUCCUCAUGGAUGAGGUGGAGGUUCCUGAGGAGAACCUGCUGCCUAAAGCAACAGGCCUAGGGGGUCCUUUUGGCUGCUUGAACAACGCCCGGUACGGUAUCGCAUGGGGCGCUCUGGGUGCUGCAGAGUUCUGUUUCCACGCUGCUCGUCAGUACACACUAGACAGAAUCCAGUUUGGUGUGCCACUGGCCAGGAAUCAGCUGAUGCAGAAGAAAAUGGCUGACAUGCUGACAGAGAUCACCAUUGGGCUACAGUCCUGUCUGCAACUGGGAAGACUCAUCGAUGAGAAGAAAGCAGCCCCAGAAAUGAUCUCCAUGCUGAAGAGGAACAGCUGUGGAAAAGCCCUGGACAUCGCCAGGCAGGCCAGAGACAUGCUGGGAGGAAACGGAAUUGCUGAUGAGUACCACAUCAUCCGUCAUGUCAUGAACCUGGAAGCUGUCAACACUUACGAAGGUACCCAUGAUAUCCAUGCUUUGAUCCUGGGCAGAGCCAUCACCGGAUUGCAGUCUUUCACCGUGGGCAAAUAGAUCCGGCCUCAUAUUGUGUUCCUGUUCCUGGCAGAUAUCCAGCUAACAGGAACCUCCUGUCAGAAAUAUCAGUCUCCUGUCAUCUCUGUAAUAAGGCACAGCCAGUUUUCAAAUCACUUUGAUGGAUUGUCAUCUGUAUUAUGGCAGUGUUUUUUUUUUCUCUCUUAGGAUGGUAAAAUAUAUAUUUGAGAGAGAAAUAACAAGUCUGUCACUGAACUUGUGGACUCUUGUGGAGUGUAAUUAUUCAAAAACAGAUUUAUCAACUGUAAAGAGGGCUAUUUUUCUACUCUCAGUCCCCAUACCGAAGCAGUAGUUUAAGUUUCCAAUUUCCUAGAGUCGAACAGAGGUUAAAUUCAUUUAACAGAAUGUCAGGGUCAUUCACGCUUAUGACAGUAAGUAUAAACAGUUUUGAAUGAGGUCAUGAUCUGUAGUUAGGUUUGAAAAUGUAGAAUCAUUAGCUUACUGAUGUGCUGUGGUUAUUGACAUAAGCACAGUAAACACAACACUACUGUAAUUAGAGAGCAGCAGAAACUAAAUACCCCAACUUGUUUGCUUGUGAAGCCUCUUUUUUUUUUCUUAAAUAUUUCAUCUAACUAUGCUGCCGUUUUCAUUUCAUAAUUGGUGAAGGGUAAUCUUACUCAGCUGACCCCUCAAUUACUAUGUUCAAGUACACAAUUGUGGAAACUGUUAGCACUUUACUGACUCUAUUCAUCAGAUGUCAUCAUUUUGCAUGGUGUGUCAAAGGUCAAAAUUGUUCAUCAGCGCUUUUAAUAAAUAAAACUUAUUUAAACACUG
Messenger RNA from Myripristis murdjan (pinecone soldierfish), 2216 nucleotides. RefSeq names its product glutaryl-CoA dehydrogenase b (gene gcdhb). The coding region runs from base 99 to 1421 and encodes 440 amino acids. Gene Ontology annotation, cellular component: mitochondrial inner membrane. Gene Ontology annotation, biological process: fatty acid beta-oxidation using acyl-CoA dehydrogenase; fatty-acyl-CoA biosynthetic process. NCBI's taxonomy places the organism in Eukaryota, Metazoa, Chordata, Actinopteri, Holocentriformes, Holocentridae. The record is from RefSeq and is a predicted model, not a curated record. The transcript is spliced from 12 exons. Gene Ontology annotation, molecular function: flavin adenine dinucleotide binding; glutaryl-CoA dehydrogenase activity; fatty-acyl-CoA binding.